Messenger RNA from Bacidia gigantensis, 732 nucleotides. RefSeq lists its product as uncharacterized. The record is from RefSeq and is a predicted model, not a curated record. Bases 1 to 732 code for a protein of 243 amino acids. The transcript has a single exon. NCBI's taxonomy places the organism in Eukaryota, Fungi, Ascomycota, Lecanoromycetes, Lecanorales, Ramalinaceae.
AUGGCAGAUACCAAACCCCUCCUAGCCUUCUACGGCGCAACCGGUGGCUCAUGUCUUGCCUGCCUAGCUCCAGCCCUCAAGGCUGGCUAUACAUGCACAGCGCUCGCUCGCACACCCUCUAAGCUCGAGACCGCCCUUCGUGAGAAAGGCGUUUCCGACUCCGCCAUCUCCUCCUACCUCCACAUUACCAAUGGCGACGUCUAUGAUCUAUCAGCCGUGAAAGGGCCCCUCUCACACGAUGGCCGCACUGCCUCCACAGUCUUCUCCGGUCUUGGCGCCUACCAGAUGACUGGAGAGAUCAAGAUCUGCCAAGAUGGUGUCGGGAAAAUCUUCGAGGCACUGAGGGAGCUGAAGACGGCCGAGAAGCCAGUGUUUGUGGCACUAUCAAGCACUGGCCUUACAAGGGGUGGGGAGAAGCGAGAUCUGCCAUAUGCGAUGUACCCAAUGUACCAUGGGUUGCUGAAGAAGCCACACGUCGACAAGAUCAAGAUGGAGGAUUUGGUCAUGGAAGAGGCGGGGAAGGGAGAAAGUGUGAUUGGAGGGUAUGUGCUUACGAGAGCAAGUCUGCUCACGAAUGGUAAGGGCGGAGGAAAAGUGAGGGCGGGACCGGAGAACGAGCCGGCGAUUGGGUAUACGAUUAGCAGGAAUGAUGUUGGGGAGUGGAUGUAUAAAAAUCUUGUCAAGGGAGACAAGGGGAAGUGGGUUGGAAGGAAGGUCUCUUUGACUUAUUGA